Manihot esculenta (cassava) is the source of this 1958-nucleotide messenger RNA. Its product is annotated as ATP-citrate synthase alpha chain protein 1. The record is from RefSeq and is a predicted model, not a curated record. Gene Ontology annotation, molecular function: succinate-CoA ligase (ADP-forming) activity. Bases 388 to 1767 code for a protein of 459 amino acids. Gene Ontology annotation, biological process: succinyl-CoA metabolic process; tricarboxylic acid cycle. The transcript is spliced from 12 exons. Gene Ontology annotation, cellular component: succinate-CoA ligase complex. Lineage: Eukaryota; Viridiplantae; Streptophyta; Magnoliopsida; Malpighiales; Euphorbiaceae.
GGAAAAAAAAUGCAAUUGUCUGAAAAAAAAAAAAAAAAUUAAGUUGAAUCUCUCACUAUAAAUGAGGUAUGUAAAGCCAACUAAUUCAAGUCUUUGUGUUUCGUGUGGUAGCUCCUAGCCACCUAACUCAUAAAUUCUCCCACCUUCCUUCUCUGCCAACGGUAAUGGCUUUUCUGCUUCACUGUGUUUGAUUCUAAACUUUUCCCAUUUCAAUUUAUCAUGAUUUCUGGGCAACUAUUGUCCGAAGAUUCAUUCUUUGUUAAAAAAUGAAGAGAGAAAUCAAUACCCAUUAGGGAAUUUAUAAAAAAAUUGAGGUUUUCGUUGUCGUUUUGAGGUUUCCGUAGAAUGUAAUACUUGGAUUGUUGGAAUUUGGAAGAAAGUUAACAAAUGGCACGCAAGAAGAUCAGAGAGUACGACUCCAAGAGAUUGUUGAAGGAGCAUCUCAAGAGAAUUUCUGGCUAUGAACUGCCCAUCAAAUCCGCACAAGUUACAGAAUCAACUGAUUUCAAUGAGCUAGCGGAGAAGGAACCCUGGCUUUCAUCGGGGAAACUGGUUGUGAAGCCUGACAUGCUGUUUGGGAAGCGCGGGAAGAGUGGUCUAGUUGCCUUAAAUCUAGAUUUGGCUGAAGUUGCUGUUUUUGUGAAAGAACGCCUCGGCAAAGAGGUUGAGAUGAGUGGAUGUAAAGGACCUAUAACAACAUUCAUUGUCGAACCUUUCAUCCGUCACAAUGAAGAGUUUUACCUUAAUAUUGUCUCGGAACGACUUGGCUGCAGCAUAAGCUUUUCAGAAUGUGGAGGAAUUGAAAUUGAAGAGAAUUGGGAUAAGGUUAAGACGGUAUAUGUUCCAACAGGGUCAUCAUUUACAUCAGAAACAUGUGCUCCACUUGUUGCCACCCUUCCACUGGAGAUAAAACGAGAAAUUGAGGAGUUUAUUAAAGCAGUUUUCGCUUUAUUUCAAGAUCUUGACUUCACUUUCCUUGAGAUGAAUCCUUUCACUUUGGUUAAUGGAAAGCCUUAUCCCUUGGAUAUGAGAGGCGAGCUGGAUGACACUGCUGCUUUCAAGAACUUCAAGAAGUGGGGCAACAUUGAAUUUCCGAUGCCAUUUGGCAGAGUUAUGAGCCCCACGGAGAGCUUUAUUCAUGGGCUAGAUGAAAAGACAAGUGCAUCUUUGAAAUUCACAGUUCUGAAUCCAAAGGGGCGAAUUUGGACUAUGGUGGCUGGAGGAGGUGCAAGUGUCAUCUAUGCAGAUACAGUAUGGUUCUUUUUGCUUGGAUAUAGGAUUUCUGUGAAACGAAUCUUUCUUUCUUUUGUUUUCUCCGUUUGCAUCGGCCUGUUAUGUGAUAAAAAUUGUGUUCAUCAGGUUGGAGAUCUUGGCUAUGCUUCCGAGCUUGGUAACUAUGCAGAAUAUAGUGGAGCCCCCAAUGAAGAGGAAGUGUUGCAGUAUGCCAGAGUUGUCAUUGAUUGUGCAACUUCUGAUCCUGACGGUCGUAAGAGAGCUCUUGUCAUUGGAGGAGGAAUUGCUAACUUCACUGAUGUAGCUGCUACAUUUAAUGGCAUAAUUCGAGCCUUGAAGGAAAAGGAAUCUAAGCUUAAAGCAGCAAGGAUGCACAUAUAUGUGAGGAGAGGAGGUCCUAAUUACCAGAGAGGCCUUACAAAAAUGAGGUCACUUGGAGAAGAAAUUGGAAUUCCAAUUGAGGUUUACGGGCCUGAAGCAACGAUGACCGGUAUAUGCAAGCAGGCAAUUGAGUGCAUCUCCGCUGCUGCGUAAGUGGCAAACUCCGGCGAGCCAUCUAUGUUUCUUCUUUAUUCCUGGUGUCAAAUCUCAGAGCAUCAUUUUAGAUGUUUAGUAAUAUUUUCUUUGUACCAGAAACCCCAUAUGCUUAUUUUUAGUUAUUGAUGGAACCAUAAGCAAUGGACUGAUGUUAUCAAUGCCAUAAUCAAAUUGUAAUCUCUAGUUAA